UAUCCUCUCUCCUUCUCCCACAACCCCCCCUCCCACCCUCUCUACUCAUCUUCCCAUUUCUCAUCAUCUCCUUUCUAUUUGGACCCAAUCCUAGCCUAGCCUAGCCUGAUCGGGUAAUUAAUUAAUCAGCUGAAGCUAGUCCGGAUUGAUUUUUUGUUCGCAAUGUCAUCAGAGGACAUGAAUCUAUCUGUUAAUGGUCAGUCUCAGGUCCCUCCAGGUUUCCGCUUCCACCCCACGGAAGAGGAACUUCUGCUCUACUACUUGCGGAAGAAAGUAGGAUACGAGAAGAUAGACCUUGAUGUUAUUCGCGAUGUUGAUCUCAAUAAGCUUGAACCAUGGGAUAUUCAAGAGAAGUGCAAAAUUGGAUCCACCCCACAAAAUGAUUGGUACUUCUUCAGUCACAAAGACAAAAAGUACCCAACUGGGACUCGAACAAACCGGGCAACGGCCGCCGGUUUUUGGAAGGCCACCGGCAGGGACAAGGUCAUACACAGCAGCCUCAGAAGAAUUGGCAUGAGGAAGACUCUAGUUUUCUACAAGGGCCGAGCCCCCCAUGGGCAAAAAUCAGAUUGGAUCAUGCAUGAGUACAGGCUCGAUGACAGCAACCAAGACACCAACGCCAACAACAACAAUAAUAACAUAGCAGGAGACCCAACUGCGACUGAAGAAGGGUGGGUGGUCUGCCGUGUUUUCAAGAAGAAAAAUUACCACAAGGCACUGGAGAGUCCCCAAAGCUCAUCCACUACUAGUAUUACUACUACUUGCAUGGACUCAAGAACCUGCAGCCAGAUGCGCAAUACAUCAUCAAGCAACGAUGUCGGCAUACUUGAUCAGAUACUUGAGUACAUGGGAAGAUCAUGCAAACAGGAGGACGGCGAGAGUACAAUAAUUAUGAACAACGCCAAUCUCAUGGUCAGCAGCAACACCACCAAUCACAACAUGCUAUAUCUGUCCUCAAUCUGCAACACAGCCGCCAUCGAGGUCGACGGCCUGCACCAUCAAAGAUUUGCCCAGCUCCCAAGAUUAUUGGAGAAUAAUGCUCCGACGACGACUAUGCCAUCACUCAACCAGCACCUCUCUAGCUGCACUUUCAAGGCUUCAGCUGGCCAAUUAGGAAGAGAACCUCCUUGUACUAAUAAUAAUAUUGAUGGUGGUUAUCAGAGGGACGAGCUCAACGACUGGGUUGCACUGGAAAAGCUCGUUGCUUGCCAGCUGAAUGGGCAAGAUCAUGAGGACAACACCAAGCACCUAUCCUGCUACAACAAAAACAACAGUAAUGAUGAUCCAAACGAUGAUGAUUUCUGUUUCUCCAUCGAUCAUGAUGACGAUGGGCAAUUUUCUCACCUACCCUCAGAUCCAACAAAUAUUACUCAGUCCUCUCAACCAUACAACAGCGAGAUCGAUUUGUGGAGUUUCGCUCGAUCAUCAUCUUCCUCCUCGUCUGAUCCAUUGUGCCACUUGUCAGUAUAAUAUUACACCUAGCCAGCUAUUACUAUAAAUAUUGCACUUGGACACAUAUGGAUAUAUAUUGAUCAUAUGGGGUGAUCCUCCAUUAUUACAGAUAGUAAAAUAAACGACGGGCUUAUAUUUAUGUUCGGGUAGCAUAUAUACACACACACAUACAUAUAUGGCAUCAUCUUUAUCAAUUUGACUACCAAUUAGCAAGCCAUCCUCCAUUAUUGCACUUGGACAUUGUUGGUAACAAACAAC
This is a messenger RNA of Diospyros lotus (date-plum), 1710 nucleotides long. Its product is annotated as NAC domain-containing protein 43-like. Gene Ontology annotation, molecular function: DNA binding. The record is from RefSeq and is a predicted model, not a curated record. NCBI's taxonomy places the organism in Eukaryota, Viridiplantae, Streptophyta, Magnoliopsida, Ericales, Ebenaceae. The transcript is spliced from 3 exons. The coding region runs from base 163 to 1470 and encodes 435 amino acids. Gene Ontology annotation, biological process: regulation of DNA-templated transcription.